This is a messenger RNA of Oncorhynchus masou masou (cherry salmon), 4954 nucleotides long. RefSeq names its product solute carrier family 35 member E4-like. Lineage: Eukaryota; Metazoa; Chordata; Actinopteri; Salmoniformes; Salmonidae. Gene Ontology annotation, molecular function: antiporter activity. The transcript has 3 exons. Gene Ontology annotation, cellular component: Golgi apparatus. The coding region runs from base 106 to 1218 and encodes 370 amino acids. The record is from RefSeq and is a predicted model, not a curated record.
GCGAUAACGAGGCAGACAAGCAUUCCGCUAUGUGCGCCCGGGAUGUUUUUGUGAUGUUACCAAGCCAAAGAUCCACAAAGAAAGAGAAACGAGGAUGAAAUCAACAUGAUUAGCACCGAUGGCCUCUCUAAAUGUGAGGCGACCUGGCGCGAGACUGGGAAAAGGCCACAGGCGGAGAUGUUGCACCUUCUGUCCGCUGUCAUUGUCUGGCUUGUGACGGGGACAACCAUCUCCAGUCUUAACAAAUGGAUUUUUGCAGUUUACAACUUCAGGUACCCCUUACUGCUGUCGGCCCUGCACAUGUUGACAGCGAUAGUAGUGGACUAUGGGCUUAUUAAACUGCGAAUGCUCCAGCAAAACGGUGGGGUUGACAACCAGAAGGACCUUACCACCAGCGCCAAAUGCAAGGUGUUUCUAUUGAGCUUGACAUUUUGUGCCAGUAUCGCAUUUGGCAACGUGGGUCUGAACUAUGUCCAGCUGUCAUUUGCCCAAAUGAUCUACACCACCACGCCAAUCUUCACCCUGGCCAUCUCCACUCUGAUCCUGGGCAAGCAACACCACAUCCUCAAAUACACAGCCAUGAUGCCCAUCUGUCUGGGAGCCUCGUUCAGCAUCAUGGGCGAGGUCCAGUACGACCAGACAGGCUGCUUCUUCGUAUUCGCUGCGACAAUGUUGAGAGGUGUCAAAUCCAUCCAGCAAGGUAUCUUGCUCCAGGAGGAGAAAAUCAACUCUGUGUUCCUGCUGUACCUGAUGUCUAUCCCCAGUUUCUGCAUCCUGGCCGUAGCUGCUCUGGCCCUGGAGAACUGGGCCGUGCUGGAGUCUCCAAUGCACUACGACCACAACCUGUGGCUCUUCAUUCUGCUCAGCUGCCUGGGCUCUGUCAUGUACAACCUGGCCAGCUGCUGCGUCAUAACCCUCACUUCCGCCGUCACCCUGCACAUCCUGGGCAACCUGAGUGUGGUGGGCAACCUGCUGCUCUCCCAGCUGCUGUUCGGCAACGAGAUGUCAGCGCUCAGCUGUGCCGGUGUGGCUCUUACUCUCUCUGGCAUGCUCAUGUACCAGAACUCUGAGUUCAUCUCCAACUACCUGGAUGCACGGCGAGCUAAAGCCAGGGAGCUCAGCCGAGUGAGGGAGGAGGAUAUUGCAUUCCAACCGCCCCCCCAAAACCAGCAGGAGAGGGUUGACGCUGCCGGGAAACGAGAGGACAAGAUGGACUGAGAGAGAGAGAGAGAUUUCCUGUCCUUAGGGUUAGUUAAGUCAGGUGGUUCUGUGGAGAGGUUCAGGAAAUGGUCUGUGACCUCAUGAUGUCAUAGUUGAUGAUGACAACAUGAGUGACAGAACUUGUUUGGUUGGGUCGUUUUUACCUCUUCACUGUGCCAAUGUAUUUAUUUCAGCCAUGGUCUCAUGGAACAGAAGUCAGCUGACUAAAAAAACAGAUGCCUUUAGGAAAGUGACUGUUGAGUUUGUACUGUUCUAAUAAUCAUACAUGCACACAUACUGGUAUGCAUGCAUGAGCACACAAACUAUGUGAUACAUCUCAUGAGAUAUCACGCACUGUUACUCACACUACUCCACUGUGAAAAUGUUCUCUCUGAGUGAGUGCUCAGUGGGAUGGUUGGGUGGGAAGGACUAGGAACACUGCUCUUAUGGAUGGAAACAAAUACGUUUUAAAAACGUAUGGUAAUGUUACCUAACCUUUCCCUGGUCUCGUAUCACUGGGAAAGAGGUUUUCUGGCAGCUUUUAUUUGGGGAUCUUAAAAUGGGUGUUCCGCAUUUGUUAUAGUGCUAUAGCUUUUGUUUAGAUGACGUUUACAAACAUUCAAGCUAACAGGUUCAGCAUAUCAUAUCUCCUGGCUGUUUGUAGGCAUGGCAGCCAGUAAGCCACAAUGUUAUUAAUCUACUGCAUAGUGAGGCAUAGAUCUGAGGGGAGCCACCUUGUCCCACUCAACAACCCCUUAUUGUAUUUCCCUUAAUUUGCUCUUAAUAAAAGGAACCUAUUAUAAUCAUUUUAAUAACCUCCUACCUUUACAGCAGUUCUCACUGCAGCAAAUGUCUAUUAUAAGGCCUAUCCACUCUCUAAGGAGUCUCACUCAUCUUUAGCACACUCCAUAAAAGGUUUUUCAUCAUUCUCUCCUUACCGCCACUCGAACAGAAAUGUCUUCUCCACUCAGAGGGUGCCACAUUACAUUUAGUCCAUUUGAAUUUUUGAAUAUUUAUGAUGCAGUGUUAUUUCAUUCAUUUAUUUUUUAUUCUGUAAGCAACACUAUUUAUUUGUCCUGUUUAUGAUUCUUACCCAGUACAAAGAGGAAGUUAUUGGAUUUCUGUUUACUAAAUUGAAUACAAAAGCUGUAGUAUAUCUCUUACCAGAAUUGACCUUGAUCAGAAACUAAAACUACUUAAUUGAAGUUGGAAAGCUCUUACAUGAUGUGUCCAGAGCACUGACAUAGGUCAGAAGUUACUCAGUAACUGGCGGUCUAGUCAACUGGUCUGUCACUUGGCCAACUAAUGUACACUACCUUUCAACAUUUUGCAGUCACUUAGAAAUGUCCGUGCUUUUGAAAGAAAAACUUUAACUUCUUUUAGAUUAGUUGAGUAUCUGGAGCAUCAGCUUUUGACGGUUCAAUUACAGGCUCAAAAUGGCCAGACUUUCUUCUGAAACUCGGCAGUCUAUUCUUGUUCUGAGAAAUUAAGGCUAUUCCAUGCGAGAAAUUGCCAAGAAACUGAAGAUCCCGUACAACGCUGUGUGCUACUCCCUUCAGCACAAACUGGCUCUAACCAGAAUAGAUAUGAUAUGUUUCCAUGAGACGCCAUCUUAACUGACCCAAUCUCCCCAAGUCUUGUCUCAUCGCUGCAACUCCCGUACGGACUCGGGAGAGGCGAAGGUUGAGAGCCGUGCGUCCUCUGAAGCACAACCCAACUAAGCCGCACUGCUUCUUAACACAAUGCCCACUAAACCCGGAAGCCAGCCGCACCAAUGUGUUGGAGGAAACACUGUACACCUGGCAACCGCGUCAAUGUGCACUGCACCUGGCCCGCCACAGGAAUCGCUAGUGCGCGAUGGGACAGGGACAUCCCUGCCGUCCAAACCCUCCCCUAACCUGGACGACGCUGGGCCAAUUGUGUGCCGCCCCAUGGGUCUCACGAUUGCGGCCGGCUGCGACUGAGUCUGGACUCGAAAUCAGAACUUCUAGUGGCACAGCUAGCACUGCGAUGCUGAGCCUUAGACAACUGCGCCACUUGGGAGGCCCUUUAAUCGACUUAACCUGUUGAGUGUAGGGGACAGUAUUUUGAUGUUUGGAUGAAAAACGUACCCAAAUGAAACUGCCUAUUUCUCAGGCCCAGAAUCUAGAAUAUGCAUAUAAUUAGGAUAGAAAACACUCUAAAGUUUCCAAAAUGGUCAAAAUAUUGUCUGUGAGUAUAACAGAACUGAUAUUGCAGGCAAAAACCUGAGGAAAAUCCAACCCGGAAGUGCUGUUUGUCCUGAAAGCUUUCUGUUCCAUUGCCUGCCUUCGCUCCAUUUAAAGGGAUAUCAACCAGAUUCAUUUUCCUAUGGCUUCCACAUGUUGUGAACAGUCUUUAGACAUAGUUUCAGGCUUUUAUUUUGAAAAAUGAGCGAGAAAGAUCACAUUGCAUCAUUGUAUGGCUGGGUGCCAGCAUUUAUUGUGUAACUGGGAGUCUCGUGAGUGCAAACAUCCGAAGAUCAUCAAAGGUAAGCGAUUCAUUUUAUUGCUUUUCUGACUUUCAUAACCAAUCUACUUGGCUGCUAGCUGUUUGUAAUGUUUUGUCUGCUGAGAGAGAUGUCCUUACAUAAACACUUGGUAUUCUUUCACCAAAAAUCUUUUUUGAAAUCUGACACGCCAGGUGGAUCAACAACAAGCUCAGCUGUGUUUUUCUAUAUUGCACUUGUGAUUUCAUGAUAAUUUUAUAUUUUUAGUAAUUUAAUUUGAAUUUGGCACUCUGCAAUUCAGCGGAUGUUGACGAAAAUGAUCCCGCUAAUGGGAUGGGUGCAUCAAGAAGUUAAUUUGGCUUCAAAUGUGCUAUUGAGUCUUCACAUAGGAAUGAAUAGUGUCACGUGAUCAAUGGCUUUGUCCAUUCAUAUACAGUCAUUCAAUUACACCCAUCUUAAGGCUAGUGCUACUGAAAGGACCUUAUGAAGAUGUUGAAUGAAGUUGUUUCUAAUCUUAAUUUCCCAGUCAAAGAACCUCCAGGUGUGAGACUUAGCCCCCCUUAGCCUUUGAUAGACUAUUUGGAAAUGGUUAUAUAUUUUUUGUUAUACCCACCUGAUGUUUUUCCCCCAAUAUGUUGUCAUAUGCACAGUAGUAGACACAUAAUGAUUUGUUUCCAGCCUCAACCUGAUAAAUUAGUAAUUUGAAUGAAGAUAAGAUGAAUGCCAUUCCCAAAAAUGUCUAUUGAGAGGAUCAUGUUAUUGAUGGAAGUUUAAUACCUCAGUCUUCAACAGAUUGUUGCAGACCAUUUGUUUAAUGACUUAAGUUGGCAGUUGAAGCGAGAUCAAAUAGCUGAAAGCAUGUCUGCCCACAACCACGGUUUGUCUCCUGGUCAACUGUUAUAAUCUGUUUGUUAAAUAGCCUACUGAUCGAAAGGACAAUUUUGUUUAGCAACUUUGAAUUUAUGAUAAGAUACUUUUUAAUCACACAGCCAUUAGAAUACCUAUUUAAACUGUACCAGCAUCACAGAUCUGCGUUUGAUUUGUCUGAGUCAGUUUGACAACUCUGGGUUUGACUAGUGAGGCUGCUUGUUCAGAGGUUGUCUUUGACUGGCUAUAAGGGCAGAGCAACGCACAUAUUGCACUGAUGAGUUAUGGAGAUGCUGCCUUUACAGCCUAUGGCUCUUAUGUAUGUAUAUGUUGAUGUUGUCUGAAAACGUUACAUGUAAAUAAUUAUUUUAUUGUAUUGAUUUUACAAUCAUGGAAGGCUGGCUCAAAUAUACUGGUUCA